AUGGCUCUUCUGUGGCUUCCACUCCUUCUGGGGGCGGCACCCCUCGCCCUGGCCACCUGUGCUGACAACUGCGCCCGUGCCUUUAAGGGCGAUCGUGCCACCGGCGUGGCUCCGUUCUGUAGCUCUCUGCUCCAGACCACGGUGCUCGCCCCCUCGGGCUUCCCGUGCUAUGCCACCGCUUGCACGAGCGGGGAUUACGUCGCUCGAGUUAGCAGCGCCUGCUCUUGCAUUCUGGCCACAGCCACGUCGCCAACAGUCACCGCCAGCAGCUGCCCGACCCAGUCGACUGAGACGGUCACCGUCACCGCUACUGCCACCGAGGCAGCUUCGACCAUCACCUCCGUGUCUGUCGAGCUGUCGGUGACCACGACGGUGUCCAUCUCGACUGAGAUCUCCACCGCGACCGAGCUCUCGACCGUCACCUCCGUCUCUAUCUCCACCGAGAUCUCUACCGUCGCGACUACCUGCCCUGCCGCGCCGACCUCGACUGUCUACCCCUCAAACACGUGCGGGCGCUUCGUCAACGGCGACUUCGAGUCCAGGCCGGACAGCGCGGGAGCGUACUACUCCGAUCCGAUGAUGCCUUGGAUCCCCUUCCUUAACCAGCAGGGUGGGGCUGGUAGUGCCAACGUGUACCUGUCCCCAGGCUCCGGCCGCGGCGGCAGCACCGCUGCCCAGGUCUACUGCAGCGCGUACGACUUUAUGCCGCCGGUCGCGCCCGAGUCGGUCAGCACCGGCAUCGAGCAGUGGGCGCAUCUCUGCUGGAACCAGCCCGGCUUCAGCUACCAGGUCACCGGUUACUUCCAGAGUAGUGUUCCGGGUGCGGUGGGUCUAGCCAUCGAUAUCGCCGGCUGCCAGAGGACAGGGCCUUGCGAGUCAACCACCUACGUUGCUACGAUUACGGAAGCCGAAGACGGCUGGAGCUACUUCGAGAUUCCUGCCUGGGCGCCAAAGUCUUACUUUGAGUAUUACGCCCUGGUUACGAUCAGGAGCGCGCCUGUCAGCGGGACGCCGACGCCGGACGAGUAUACUCUCUACUUCGAUGACAUUGUUCUCACGGCAAUCAAGAGCAACGGUGUUCCUGCUUAA
Molecule: messenger RNA, 1089 nt
Organism: Phialemonium atrogriseum
Lineage: Eukaryota; Fungi; Ascomycota; Sordariomycetes; Cephalothecales; Cephalothecaceae
Exons: 1
Coding region: 1-1089 (362 amino acids)
Source: RefSeq, a predicted model, not a curated record